AUGGGCUAUGAUUCACUUGUCGUUUAUUUGGAUGAUUUUCUUGUUAUCACAGAGUCAUAUGAAUCUUGUAUAAAAGCAGUUAAUGUUUUAAUUCGAUUACUUCGCAAUCUCGGUUUUAGUAUAUCCUGGAGAAAAGUAGAGGGUCCAACACAGCGCAUUAGUUUUAUAGGUAUAACUAUUGACAGCAGAGCCAUGCGGCUUGAACUUUCUAAUCACAAGCAAGCAGAGUUAAUUGAAAUUCUAACCAGUUUUGAAACCAAGACUCGUGCAAAUAAGCGACAAUUGCAAAGCUUGGCAGGGGAACUUAACUGGGCAGCUCAGGUGGCCCAGGGAGGUAGAGGUAGCCAUGGCAUAAAUGCAAACUAUCCUGCGCUCCAUUGUUGGCGCGAAUGCAUGGCUAUUUUCAAUGGCAGGCCUAUCUCUCUGAACCCAUGGCCAAUAUCAGAUCUACAUAUGGAUGCUUCAAACUAUGCUUCUGGUAUCUACUUUAAAGGGGACUGGCAGUAUACAGUUUGGGAACUGGAUUGGCCACAAACUUGCAAAUUACAUAUUAAUUACAAGGAGGUACUAUCCCUCUAUUUGGCUGCCUGUAGAUGGGCCCCCUAUUGUCAAAACAAAUUAGAUGUGCAUACAGAUAACACCAUAGCUCAGGCUAUCAUUAAUAAGGACGCUUCACCGGAACCUAUUGUAAUGACUUUUCUUCGUCACUUAUUUUGGAUGUCUGUUCUCCACAAUUUUCAUAUUCAAGCAGUGCACAUUCCAGGUCACAUCAAUGAUAUUCCUGGUGCCAUCUCGCGUCUUCAUCAACCUGAUCUUGAAGAAAAAGAACCUGUGCUGGACCAACAAGUUGCAGCAUACAAAGCAGCGAUCUUUGCACACUAUACCUAG
Messenger RNA from Saccoglossus kowalevskii, 888 nucleotides. RefSeq lists its product as uncharacterized. NCBI's taxonomy places the organism in Eukaryota, Metazoa, Hemichordata, Enteropneusta, Harrimaniidae. The record is from RefSeq and is a predicted model, not a curated record.